AGGAGGCCGCCUUCAUUCGCCUGCUUGCCGGUCCGCCCCGGACGAGGAGGAGGAGGAGGCGCUGGCGGCAGCUAGACUGCUGGAGGAAGCGGCUUCUCCGGGCUCGGCUUCCCCACCGGCCGGCCUGCAAGUCAGCUGCGCCCCCGGCCCCCCAGCCCAGGCAGCUCAGGCCUGUGGGAAGGAAGGAAGGAAGGAAGGAUGGUCCACAUCAGGGACCUGCCGGAAGACAUCCUCCUGGACCUGCUCUCUCUGGUGCCCGGCCGGGACCUGAUCCGCAACUGCCGGCUCGUUUGCUCGCAGUGGCGAGACCUGGUGGAUGUGGGCACGCUGUGGAAGCGGAAGUGCCAGCUGGAGGGCUACCUCCCACGGGGCCAGGACAGGAGCGUCCCGGACUGGAGGGUUUUCUACUUCCUCUGCCUGCUGAAGAGGAACUUACUCAAAAACCACAUUGCUGAAGCCGGUUUUGACCACUGGAAGCUUGACUCCAACGGAGGAGAUCGGUGGAAAGUUGAAGAUCUGCCUGGAGCUCACGGGAGAGAACUUCCCCAUCCACACGUUCGGAAAUACUUCGUCACAUCUUACGGGCUCUGCACGAAGCACCAGAUCAUCGACUUAAAGAAGGAAGGCUACUGGGCAGAGCUGAUGGACGAGUCCAAGCCGGAUAUCGUGGUGAAGGACUGGUACGCUGCCAGGUUUGAUUGCGGCUGCCAAUACAAGCUGAACGUCCGCCUGCUCUCUGCAGACUUCAUCGUCCUGGAAGAGUUUGAUCCUGAAUGUGUGGUGAUAGAGCAGUGGAGCGAUGCGGAAUGGCGCGAGAUGACGCACACUUUUCACAACUACCCUUCUGGGGUCCGCUACAUCUAUUUUCAACACGGAGGCCAAGAUACUCAGUUCUGGUCAGGCUGGUAUGGCGUCCGCGUCACCAACAGCAGUAUCACCAUUGGCCCAGAGGUGGCCUCGUGAGGAGGGAAAAAGACAGCACCCUGCCAAGGGGGUUGGGGGUGGCUUGGAUCGAGCCCCCUCGGGCAGCGCCUUCUGAUCUCUCGUGCAAUGGGUGGGCGAAGCCUUCUCCCCCCACCCCUUUUCAGUUCGCACCCUGGUUGCCUUUCCGACAGCCUCCGCUUUCUCUGGAGUUGGCAGUUGGCCUCCUCCAGUCUUGAUCGGCGCACCCACUGGCUCUGAAACCCAACCAGUGCUUAACUUUUGGGCUUGUGGAACAGAGCCAAGGAGGGAGGGAAGGGGAGGGCACUGAGCUCGUUUCUGGGAGCAAAAGGGUGGAAACAUCGGAGAGAGGGAGAGAGUUUUAGCCCGGCUGGCUCUCCUUUCAAAGGCGGCUGGCAGACAAAACCACUGGGGAAAGCUUUUUCCGGUCAUGGCUGCAAAAAAAAUCAGUCUGCCGGUAAAGGCACGAGAACUCUGCCACGGCGGGGUCAGGGAGAGACAGAGGGAGAAAAUAACCCUGUUGCCGAGAGAGCUGGUUGCGAUUACUGUGAGUUCUUCCCUGUGUUGGGCCUAGGGGUCAGUGCAUCCUCUUCCUUCCCCACCCCACUCCACGGUAGUCAUUGGUGUGUCUUUUCGCACUUGGUGACCACUGUCUUCCUCGUUUUUAUUCUUUGGACAAGGAGCAAAGUUCGGCAUCCUAAAAAAAAAAAUUGCCUCCUGUCCUCUCUUUGGGAUGAGCCGCCCUGAGCCUUCGGGGAUAAAUGUAAGGAUAAAAUAAAAAUAUAUAAAUAAAAAUGUGGAGGUGGCGCCCCCUUCAUGCAGCGUUUUGUACCAGGGUCUAAAUAAAUUCAUGAUUAAAGAAUUCGUCUCU
Messenger RNA from Gekko japonicus, 1813 nucleotides. Its product is annotated as F-box only protein 6-like. Gene Ontology annotation, cellular component: SCF ubiquitin ligase complex; cytoplasm. The transcript is spliced from 6 exons. Bases 199 to 963 code for a protein of 254 amino acids. Gene Ontology annotation, molecular function: protein binding; ubiquitin protein ligase activity. NCBI's taxonomy places the organism in Eukaryota, Metazoa, Chordata, Lepidosauria, Squamata, Gekkonidae. Gene Ontology annotation, biological process: SCF-dependent proteasomal ubiquitin-dependent protein catabolic process; glycoprotein catabolic process. The record is from RefSeq and is a predicted model, not a curated record.